Molecule: messenger RNA, 3296 nt
Organism: Xenopus laevis (African clawed frog)
Lineage: Eukaryota; Metazoa; Chordata; Amphibia; Anura; Pipidae
Exons: 7
Coding region: 163-978 (271 amino acids)
Source: RefSeq, a predicted model, not a curated record
UUCCAUCGCUGGGUUGUCACGUGGUGAGUCAAGAGGGAGAUCAGCGUGUAGACACGCCCCCACAUGACAUCAUUCUAUCCCUCCCUCUACAUGUCACGACUUCCUCAAAGUAUCAAUAUGGAGCUUUUGCGGCCCAUCCAGAGGAAGGAGCAGAGCGUUUGAAUGUUACACAGAAUUGUGGCGUCAGAAAGUUUAAAUGUCAAAGAGAGGCAACAUUGCGCAAGGAAGGGAUUGCUAAAGGUAAAUCAAGGAGCAUCAAAAGCUCUUGGCUCGGGCCUUGGAUACUUGGAACACAUCUGUCAGCUCAUAGAAAAAAUUGGGCAGCUCCAGGAACACAACCUCAAGCUGCAAAGGCAAGUCUUUGCCUUGCAAAAAGAGGACAGAAUGAAACAGAUGAAAGAGGAGUAUGUUGUACAGCACUGCUGCUGUGGAGCAGCCGAUGUUUUCCUCAGUUCCCACCAAGAGAUGAAGAAACAAGUUCCCUUGAGAAGGAACCGGCCACACAGUAUGUUUGUACAAAGUGGAAAUAACUCUGACCUUUUCAUGAUCCCAGAAACCGGUGUCAACUCAGAGAAGUUUGGCUACAAAGCAUCGAAUGUGCAGAUGAAUGAAAGAAGAAGCCCUUCGUUGCUCGGGUUUAGGAAGUCAGCCAACAAAGUGAAAUUUGAUGAAAGAGUUUUUCAGAAAUUGUGGGACAAGACAUACUGUUAUGCUUUGCCAGAGCAGGAAACUAGAAAGUUUGAUCAUCCAUUCAGAAUUGUCAGGGAACUUCUGAAGAAAACAAAGACCAGAAAUAAGUUGGGAAUGUCGGCAUCUUUGAAAAGUUCAUGCCCUCAGCUCUACAGGCCUGAUCUUGUACAAUGCGAUUUGAAAAGAAAAGAAAGGAACUCAAUGAUUGUUCUUGGACCGAAUACAAAGAGGAGGGAAUCUAUGUGGUCUAGCAAUUUUCUCUUAAGCAGAAAAGAUGAUGAUAUGUGAAGGUGUGGAAGAGGAAGAAGAAGAAGAAAAGCAAGAGGAUGUGGAGAAAAGACAAAAACAGGAUGCUAAGAAAAAUGGAAAACGUGUGGAAGCUGCUCUAUUAGAUGGAAAUGUAAAAUUUUACACUAUAAAAUGAGCAAUGCAAGUGUACAAAGAUGUGUUGAUUUGGAAUUCCCAGGGCUAUUUAUUCUGCAAACUGAUGUAGAACUUGGUAUUUAUUGCCUGUUUUGUUUUCAAUGUCAGGAUAUUUCAGUUCAAACAUGUAUAGUAAAUUUUCACAGUCUCCAACACUCCUGAAUGGAACAAUGGGACAGUUUAGGCUAUGCCACUGGUCUGUUUCAUUCAUGCUGUGCAUCUAAUGAUAGGAAAGAAUUACAUAUUAGUAUAUCUCCCUGAAAAACCUUCCUGCCGGCUAGAGUCAAAAUCACCGGGAAGGAUGGCACUCGGAGCGCUUUGAUUUCAAAAGUCGCCCGAAGUUGCGUCAAGCGGAAAGCUCUCUGAGUGCCAUCCCGCCAGCAAUUUAGAUUCUAGCCAGAGGGAAGACUUUUCGGGGAGAUAAGUCGCCGGAAUAAGAGGCGCUUUGUCGCCAGGCAACUAAAUCUCCCCGAAUCGUAUCUUGUGCCCUUACCCAUAGGACUGAGAAGCUUCUUAGAAGUAGCAUAUAUGGACCCCCAACAGGGUUCCUUUUAAGCAAUUACUAUAUAUUGCUAUUGUGUUGGUGUCUUGGUUCUGAUCUCUAUACAGUCACUUCACAGUGAGCAGCAAAUAUGGGUGGGGACUGCUGGGCAUUGACAACUGGUGCUGGGCACUACUAGGCGAGGGGCACCUAGUUUUUAAAUAAAGCGCAUUUACAUCUAUACAUUCUAAGUGUAGAACAGGAGGUUGAAAUAUAUCGCUGGAAAGUAUCAUUACAACUUCUGUUUAAAGAAACUGAUAAUUAAACAUGGUUGUUCAAUGUUUUCCCCUGAUGCCUAUAGCACAGGACUUCUACAGGUAAUACAGUAAUUGACAGGGGCGUAACUACAGAGGAAGCAGACCCUGCGGCUGCAGGGGGGCCCAGGAGGUACAGGGAGCCCAAUGAGGCUCUCAUUGAUGAGCAUUUUGAACAUAUAUUGGUAAAACAGGACAAACACUGGAUAUGUUGGGGGCCCUAAAAUUAAUUUGCUGUGGGGCCCAGCAACAUCUAGUUACGCCACUGGUAAUUGACAAUAAAUCUGACACUGAAAGACAGUUUUGUUUUUUAAAAUUGCAGCUAAUGCAUAGUGAGGCAUAUCUAGUGAGACAUAUAUGCAGUAUAAUUGUUACCAGAAAACUAGGAUGUAUUGCUAUAGAGCUCAUCAUGGACCCUAGUGGUGGGGGGUUCAUUUAGUAAGUGUAUAGCUAGGGACAAAGUUCAAAAUACAGGCCAGUCUGUGUUUUCUGCACUUUUUGCCCCUCCUUGCUCUUUAAAAGAUUACAGCAGGUCUCUGUGCUCCAAAAGUAGCACAGACACCUGCACUUGGCAUUGCUGUUUUUAUGAGGGGCUGGUGGUGGAGGCAUAUAGACAUUCCAAAAAACAGCAGCAUGCACUCAAAUAUCCAACAAACAGGUGUAUAAAUAAAAGGAAAGUUUACUUUAAUGCAAAAAUAUAAGAUACACCAACAGCCUUAAUUAUUUUGUGCACAGAUACAUUUAAUCAUUCCUCCUGUCCCUUUACCAGUCCCCUAAUUUGUUCGCAAUUCAGACAUGACAGGCAGUAAAGAGAGGACUGGCUUGCGCCUGCCAACACUGUGAUUAGUGCUUAUCACUUUCAACAGGCUCAGUGCUGCACUCUCACACCAGCUGCAAACAAGUGUGUUUUUGCAAUUGGUGCAAGAGCAGCAAUAAAUGGCCCUUGUAAAUUAUAUUUCACUGCUAAACAUCAUAGUCAGGGAUAUGGUCUAAAUUAUGGAAAGACCCUUUGUCUGGCAAACCCUAAUCGGAAAUGUGUGGCAUCUUUUGUGUGCCUAUUUUAAUGUAUUCAUUGUUCAGUUCUCUGUUACUGUUUUCAUAAAAUAUUUAUCAGCUAUUAUUCGAGCUGAAACAAUUGUUUACUUGAUUAUUCUGUGAAUAGUCUCUCUUCAUUUUUCAAUACAUUAAGUUUUAUAUAACUUUACAAACUGUUGUCACAUUUCAGGAUGUAUAAUUUUUAUAAAAUUAACACAUUUUCUGUUUAUACCUAUGCAAAUGUUAUUAUACUUACACAUUAUUUUAUAUUUAUGACCUGCAUCCAGAUAUAUUUUUACAAGAUGUUAACAUUUUCAGAAAUAAAAUUGUUUAAUAAACUUCUUUAUGAUAUA